Messenger RNA from Scleropages formosus (Asian bonytongue), 2717 nucleotides. It is a transcript of the gene ppp1r11, whose product is annotated as protein phosphatase 1, regulatory (inhibitor) subunit 11. Gene Ontology annotation, molecular function: protein serine/threonine phosphatase inhibitor activity; protein phosphatase 1 binding. Gene Ontology annotation, cellular component: nucleus. The transcript is spliced from 3 exons. The record is from RefSeq and is a predicted model, not a curated record. NCBI's taxonomy places the organism in Eukaryota, Metazoa, Chordata, Actinopteri, Osteoglossiformes, Osteoglossidae. Bases 219 to 587 code for a protein of 122 amino acids.
GGUCCUGCGUCGCGUCAAGUGCCACCAAAACAAACUGACUGUCGCCAAGCGCUACUCCGGUCACUUUGAUGGUAGCGUCCUGAACAACCCGCCGCGUUUUACCGUGCGGAGCGCAGCUGGUAGCACAGCGCGCGUCGGGAGGUGUGUUGCGCUUCGUCAGUGCAGUGAGUGCGGAGCUAAGGCUAAGCUGCUAGCCGACUCGCCGACGACGACUCGCCAUGGCGGAGGCUCCGGGCACCUCGAGCGAGACGAUCACGGAGACCGUGCCGGCGGACACAGCGUCGCAGCCGCAGCAGGAGGGCCGCAGUCUGACCAUCACGCUGAGGAAGAGGAAGACCGAGAAGAAGGUGGAGUGGUCCAGUGACACCGUGGACAAUGAGCACCUGGGUCGGAGGUCCUCCAAAUGCUGCUGCGUAUACGAGAAGCCCCGGAAGUUUGGAGAAUCGUCUUCGGAAAGCGAGGGAGAGGACGAAGAAGGCUGUGGAAGCGCACAUUGUAUUCUGGGACACGGAAGGAGUAGGCAUGGACAGAGUAGUAGUGGCGGCCCGGCGGCGCCCCCUACUUCUGGAGGAUCAAAUGCCCAAUAGUAGGGUUAUUGUGAGACUGAACACGAUAGUGAAUACGGCCUCUCGUAAAGAUAAUACACACAAUUCUAGUUAUUCCCACUCGAGUUAAAUUCAACCACUACGUAUUGAUAGAAAAGAGUCGAUUUAGGACAUGAAAUGCAGGAAACGAUAACAUGGUGCCUGACAAAAGCAGAGGAACUUUAAAGGAGCAAGGUGCUGUUGGCAACCUACUGAAUGGGGUGGUAGCCAUUUGUAUAUAACCCAGCCAUUUUACCUUUUAUGAUCACGUUUGUUUUUAAUUUAUUUUCAUAAAACGUAAUUGUGAGAAUAUAUUAUAUCUUCCAAAUAGCGCACUGACUGAUAGUGUAUGGUCUAAGAUUACAGAUACGCCCCCCUUCUGGCAAAUACGUUGUUAAACUAGAACGCCUUUCAUUUGAAAGUGUUAUUUUUGACUUGAAAAGUGUUUUUUGUGACUAGUAAAUAACAGAAAACAUUUAUACAAAUAGUAAAACUUUUAAUGGGGUUGAUGGGUGAAAAGAAUGUAUUUCAAUUCUAAUAGUGUAAAUUUGAAAACGUGUCAAAACAUUACAUAACAGUUGACAUACAGUAAGCUGUAGACCGACGCACUUCUUACAGUCCGCACCAUGUUUAUGUAGAAACCUUUAAAAAUUACCUUAUGUCAGGCGUUACUAAGUAUUAUAGAUUUAUUUAUGAUAAUGCAGUGCAACAGAAGAAGUCUCUGCUACUGUUUAAACAGAUCAGCACGUAAAACUCUUUCAAAUGAUGGGUAAAAUUAAUUAAAAAGGGCAUUGCAGUGCUAUUUUGAUGUUAUGCUGAGAUAUUUCCGCACAUUUUUCAGACAGUGUUCACACAUUCACUGUUAUCAUGCUGAAGUUUGGAAAUAAAGAUGUGAAAUUCAUGGUAUAUACAUACUUUAAUCAGACACUGCACAGGUAGCUGAAGCAGGACGAUGAAAAUAUAAUAAAUGUUAAAUGAGUUGAGUUAGAUUCUGAGCAAAAAGAAUGAGACGAGGGCAGGUAGAGUCCCUGUACAGGUGUCCUCCGAUACGGAAAACAUGACACGACGAUGCAGGUGACUGAGCGUAAAGUUUGCCAAAAAAAAACGUUCCCGUUCCCAGUGCUUUGGCCUGAAGGCCACAAGCUCCCUUUAUUCAUUCCAGUUGCGUGUUGUCCUGGUCGCUGGAGAUUUUUCUCUUCCCUGGUCGGCAAAAUGGCCUUAAUGAAACUUCUGUUUUAGUGACACGCAGAAUCUGACCGUGGAAACUGGGUGACUGUUGAGUGAGAAAAUGGGAAACCGCAGUGGAGACUGUUGACAAAAGAGCUGAACAGGUGAUUCUUUCACCUUCCAGUGACCCUGGUUAAAACUGCAGGGAGAAGAUGUGAACCGAAGAUGUUCUCCACACAGACACACAAAUGUUUAUAAGCUGUGUGUCUAACUGGCAGCGCAAACAUGAAAGUUGCCCAAGGUCGUCUGCCCAGCCAACAUAAGGAGGACGGGUUCAAGCAGCAAAACCACCGCCACCUACAGUUAAUGAGUAGCUUAUUCAUGGGGUAGUGGGUAGUGUAUGUUUUAAGGCUCUUGCUUUCUAAUUUCAAUGAAAUUGGUUUGGAUCUCACUCCUGCUGCAGAACCCUUGAUCACGAUACUUAGAGUGGCCCUAGUAAGAAUAAUACCCUGCUGUAUAAGUGCAGUAAAUAUGAGUUGCUUUGAAAAAAAGGCAUCAGCUAAAUAGUAACAGGAGGCUCUUUAAAAAAAAAAAAAAGCACGUUGAAGUUAUACUGCCUCAUUGCCUUUUCACCAUGUCUUUCCUUUUCUAUCAUCCACUCUGAACUGUACUGAACUCUUGAAAUGGAAUCUGAUGACUGGAUAUGCACCGGAAAGUACGAAUUCCAAAACAGACCACCACCUUCUGUUGUUUUCAUACAUAAGUGCACUGCUGUUGUAUUGUUCAUGCACAUCUCUGUACAUAGUAAAUGCAAAGAACUAACACCAAUAAACAUGUUUGGGCUGUGUGUGGGUGUAUCCCUCUGUUUGGCACUGUCAGAAAUCUCCACGUACCUCCUCACUGGCUCAGAUACUUAUGGUGGUGAUCUGCACAACACUUGUGCUUUGUUUAGUAAAUGGCAAACAA